GCGCGGCGGCGGCGGCGGGAGCGGGCGGCUGCGGCAGCGGCGGCGGCAGCGGCGGCGAGGACGGAGGCGGAGGCCGAAGGGGACUGUCCACUGGUCGGUGCGGAGAGGCGUGCGAAAGCCAACUCGAGCCCCCGAGGACCUUGCUGCCCCGGCCCGGCCGCCAGCCACAGCCUUCUCUCUAGCAGCAGAGGCUGCGCGGCGACCCCCCAUCCUUCCACCGCCCCUGCCCACCCCACCUCCCGCAGCCUUCCUCCUCUCAGCUUCACGCCCGGCCCGGCCCGGCCGCGGCCCUCCUCGAUGCCGGCAGCCAUGGCAGAGGCGUCCGGCGCGAGGGAAAUCUAGCCCGGGGAUUUCAUGCGGCCUAGCUCGGUUCCGUCUUCUCCCCCCGCAGCCCCGGCGGCUGCCCGCACCCCAGCCCCACUCCGGGCCUCCGUGUCUCUCCUGUGAUCGUACUGACACGGCCGGGGGGUUAGAAUGGAACAAACUGAAGGCCCGAUGAGAGAAAGGGAAAGUUAAGGAUGCUGGAGCAGAACAAUGGAUUUCUCUUUCUCUUUCAUGCAAGGGAUCAUGGGAAACACAAUUCAGCAACCACCUCAACUCAUUGACUCCGCCAACAUCCGUCAGGAGGAUGCCUUUGAUAACAACAGUGACAUUGUUGAAGAUGGUGGCCAGACACCAUAUGAAGCUACCUUGCAGCAAGGAUUUCAGUACCCACCUACAACAGAAGAUCUUCCUCCACUCACAAAUGGCUAUCCACCAUCAAUCAGCAUGUAUGAAACUCAAACCAAAUACCAGUCAUAUAAUCAGUAUCCCAAUGGAUCAGCCAAUGGCUUCGGUGCAGUUAGAAACUUUAGCCCCACUGACUAUUACCAUUCAGAAAUUCCAAACACAAGACCACAUGAAAUUCUGGAAAAACCUUCUCCUCCACAGCCACCACCUCCUCCUUCGGUACCACAAACUGUGAUUCCAAAGAAGACUGGCUCACCUGAAAUUAAACUAAAAAUAACCAAAACUAUCCAGAAUGGCAGGGAAUUGUUUGAGUCUUCCCUUUGUGGAGACCUUUUAAAUGAAGUACAGGCAAGUGAACACACAAAAUCAAAGCAUGAAAACAGAAAAGAAAAGAGGAAAAAAAGCAACAAGCAUGACUCAUCUAGAUCUGAAGAGCGCAAGUCACACAAAAUCCCCAAAUUAGAACCAGAGGAACAAAAUAGACCAAAUGAGAGGGUUGACACUGUGUCAGAAAAACCAAGAGAAGAGCCAGUACUAAAAGAGGAACCUCCGGUUCAGCCAAUAUUAUCUUCUGUUCCAACAACAGAAGUGUCUGCUGGUGUUAAGUUCCAGGUUGGCGAUCUUGUUUGGUCUAAGGUGGGAACCUAUCCUUGGUGGCCUUGCAUGGUUUCAAGUGAUCCCCAGCUCGAGGUUCAUACCAAAAUUAACACAAGAGGUGCCCGGGAGUAUCACGUCCAGUUUUUUAGCAACCAGCCAGAGAGGGCAUGGGUUCAUGAAAAGCGAGUACGAGAGUAUAAAGGUCAUAAACAGUAUGAAGAAUUAUUGGCUGAAGCAACCAAACAAGCCAGCAAUCACUCUGAGAAACAAAAGAUUCGGAAACCCCGACCUCAGAGAGAACGUGCUCAGUGGGAUAUUGGCAUUGCCCAUGCAGAGAAGGCAUUGAAAAUGACCCGAGAGGAAAGAAUAGAACAGUAUACUUUUAUCUAUAUUGAUAAACAGCCUGAGGAGGCUUUGUCCCAAGCAAAAAAGAAUGUUGCCUCCAAAGCUGAAGUUAAGAAAACCCGAAGACCAAGGUCAGUGCUGAAUACUCAGCCAGAACAGACCAAUGCAGGUGAGGUGGCCUCCUCGCUCUCAAGUACUGAAAUUCGGAGACAGAGCCAGAGGCGGCACACAAGUGUGGAAGAAGAAGAACCACCUCCUGUUAAAAUAGCCUGGAAAACGGCCGCCGCGAGGAAAUCUUUACCAGCUUCCAUUACAAUGCACAGAGGGAGCCUGGAUUUGCAGAAGUGUAACAUGUCUCCGGUUGUGAAGAUUGAACAAGUGUUUGCUCUUCAGAACGCUACAGGAGAUGGGAAAUUUAUCGAUCAGUUUGUUUAUUCAACGAAGGGAAUUGGUAACAAAACGGAAAUAAGUGUCAGAGGACAGGACAGACUUAUAAUUUCUACACCAAACCAGAGAAAUGAAAAGGCAACUCAGAAUAUAUCAUCUCCUGAAGCAACAUCUGGUCCUACAGGCUCAGUAGAAAAGAAGCAACAGAGAAGAUCGAUUAGAACUCGUUCUGAAUCAGAGAAAUCCACUGAGGUUGUGCCAAAGAAGAAGAUCAAAAAGGAGCAGGUUGAAACAGUUCCUCAGGCUACAGUGAAGACUGGAUUACAGAAAGGUGCCAGCGAGAUUUCAGAUUCCUGUAAACCUCUAAAGAAAAGGAGUCGCGCCUCAACUGAUGUAGAAAUGACUAGCUCAGCAUACAGAGACACAUCUGACUCCGAUUCUAGAGGACUGAGUGACCUGCAGGUAGGCUUUGGAAAGCAAGUAGAUAGCCCUUCCGCUACUGCAGAUGUAGAUGUUUCUGAUGUGCAGUCCGUGGAUUCAAGUUUGUCAAGAAGAGGUGUUGGAGUCAGUAAGAAGGACACUGUGUGUCAGAUCUGUGAAAGCUCUGGUGACCCUCUGAUUCCUUGUGAGGGAGAGUGCUGCAAACACUUUCACCUGGAGUGCCUGGGAUUGGCAUCACUCCCUGAUGGAAAGUUCAUCUGCGUGGAAUGUAAAACCGGACAGCACCCAUGUUUUUCGUGUAAAGUGUCUGGUACAGAUGUGAAGCGUUGCUCUGUUGGUGCUUGUGGGAAAUUUUAUCACGAAGCCUGUGUCCGCAAAUUCCCCACUGCCAUCUUUGAGUCAAAAGGAUUCCGCUGUCCUCAGCACUGUUGCUCUGCCUGUUCCAUGGAGAAAGAUAUCUACAAAGCAAGUAAAGGUCGCAUGAUGCGAUGUUUGAGGUGUCCGGUAGCCUAUCACUCCGGAGAGGCUUGCAUUGCUGCCGGCAGCACAUUUGUAUCCUCCUGCAUGCUCAUCUGUAGUAAUCAUUCCAAACGGAGCACCAGGGCUUCCUCAGCCAUAAAUGUAGGCUUUUGUUUCGUUUGUGCAAGAGGGCUGAUAGUUCAGGACCAUUCAGACCCCAUGUUCAGUUCAUAUGCCUAUAAGUCCCACUACCUACUGAAUGAAUCAAAUCGUGCAGAGUUGAUGAAAUUACCUAUGAUUCCUUCUUCGUCAGCUUCCAAAAAGAAAUGUGAGAAAGGUGGAAGAUUGCUCUGCUGUGAAUCGUGCCCAGCUUCCUUCCACCCGGAAUGCCUGAGCAUAGAAAUGCCAGAAGGCUGCUGGAAUUGUAAUGACUGUAAAGCUGGCAAGAAACUACAUUACAAGCAGAUUGUUUGGGUCAAAUUGGGAAAUUACAGAUGGUGGCCAGCAGAGAUCUGCAAUCCCAGGUCUGUGCCACUGAACAUCCAGGGCCUUAAGCAUGACUUGGGGGACUUCCCUGUGUUCUUCUUUGGUUCUCAUGACUACUAUUGGGUACACCAGGGCAGAGUGUUCCCUUACGUUGAAGGAGACAAAAGCUUUGCUGAGGGACAGACUAGUAUUAACAAGACCUUCAAAAAAGCACUGGAAGAAGCUGCAAAACGUUUCCAGGAAUUGAAAGCACAAAGAGAAAGCAGAGAAGCACUAGAGAUUGAAAAAAACUCAAGAAAACCUCCUCCUUACAAACACAUCAAAGCUAACAAAGUGAUAGGAAAGGUACAGAUCCAUGUUGCAGACCUGUCUGAGAUUCCCCGCUGCAACUGCAAGCCAGCCGAUGAGAACCCGUGCGGCCUGGAGUCGGAGUGCCUGAACCGCAUGCUGCAGUACGAGUGCCACCCGCAGGUGUGCCCGGCCGGCGAGCGCUGCCAGAACCAGUGCUUCACCAAGAGGCUCUACCCUGAUGCUGAGAUCAUCAAGACCGAGCGGAGGGGCUGGGGCCUCAGGACCAAAAGGAGCAUUAAGAAGGGCGAAUUUGUAAAUGAAUAUGUUGGCGAAUUAAUUGAUGAAGAAGAAUGCAGAUUGCGAAUCAAGAGAGCCCACGAGAACAGUGUAACUAAUUUUUAUAUGUUAACUGUUACCAAGGACCGUAUAAUUGAUGCUGGCCCCAAAGGAAAUUAUUCUCGCUUUAUGAACCACAGUUGUAAUCCAAACUGUGAAACACAAAAGUGGACAGUGAAUGGAGAUGUUCGAGUUGGACUUUUUGCUCUUUGUGAUAUUCCUGCAGGGAUGGAGUUAACGUUUAAUUACAACCUGGACUGUCUGGGCAACGGCAGAACUGAGUGCCACUGCGGCGCAGAGAACUGCAGCGGCUUCCUGGGCGUGCGGCCCAAGUCGACGUGUGCGUCAACAGCCGAAGAAAAGGCCAAAAAUGCUAAGUUAAAGCAGAAGAGGCGAAAAAUCAAAGCAGAACCAAAGCAGAUGCAUGAAGACUACUGUUUUCAAUGUGGAGAUGGUGGAGAGCUGGUCAUGUGUGACAAAAAAGACUGUCCCAAAGCAUACCACCUCUUAUGCCUUAACCUGACUCAGCCACCAUAUGGAAAGUGGGAGUGCCCGUGGCAUCAGUGCGAGGAGUGCAGCGGUGCGGCCGUCUCCUUCUGCGAGUUCUGCCCACGCUCAUUUUGUAGAGAGCAUGAGGCAGGUGCGCUGGUCCCCUCUGCUCUGGAAGGCCGGCUCUGCUGCUCGGAGCACGACCCCGAGUCUCCUGUGUCGCCAGAAUCCUGGAGCAAGAUCAAAUGCAAACUUGCAUCACAAGAUCACGGAGAAGAACUGAAAGAAUAAAUGGGUGGUGAUUUCUUCUUUUUUUCUUUUUGUUAUUGAGAUGAAAAAAAGGAAAAGAAACAAGUGACUCGAUGGCACGUUAGUGGGAGAAAGCUGCCGCCGCGCCGACCAGGGCCAGUGCGUGCGGGCAGAAGCGGUUGGCCGUGUCUGUUUUUCUGUUUUGUUGGGUUGGGGAUUCUUUUGUGGCGGGCCAAAGUCCCUUGGUCUUCUCUUGCCUUUUAUCAUGCUUCCAUGCCCUUGCAGCGGGAAAAAGAGAUGUCUUCGCUUUUAAAAUAACGAAGAGAAAAAGAAAUUUUGUUAAUGAGAUACAUUUAAAGUCUAGGAUGUGUUCCUUGGGUGUAAAAAGCAAAAGUAGCCCUGAUUCCUUUAUUUAUUUUCAUUUUUUAAAACUUUGGAGAAGUGUAGUUCAGAUAGUCUAUUCAGUGUACGUGUGCGUGUGUGUUUGAAGUAGCAGUUGGAGCAGGCCCUCUAGAAAAGGUUCUGGUGAUCUUUAUAUACCUCUUUGCUGAGCAGUAGGUAGGCUCACUUCUCUUUGCCUUCCAAGCACUUUCAUAGUCUUAGAGAAGGGCUCCGUGGGAGUAUUGAAUCUGGCCUCUUGAAAACAAGAUGCCUCAGCGGAUUUUACCUCUGUGGUCUGAACCUAGCUGGGCUUUAUGAUGUGAUACCUUUACUUAGAAAGGUAUAUAAUGUGGUUUUUGGUUUUGGAGAAAAACAGAAAUGGGUGCCCUCACUGAGUUUGAAAUGUUCUCCAUUGACAGUGGACAUUUCUGAUGAGGCGUGUUUAUGUGGAUGUGAAUGCAGAGUUAGAAUGGUCGUCCCUGUUGCUCUGACACGUGGACAAAGGCAGCUAAAGGGAGAUGAAAGGCCCAGAGCCGGAGUUGGAUCAUUCAGGCACCGUCCUCUGCGCAGUGUAACGGGGCCCCUACCCUAGUCUGACCUGGAGGGCGUUAUGGCCAUUUCCUUCCCUGUCUCUGCUUCCCUCUCUGAAUCAAACAUUCCCACCACCCCCCCGCCGCCGCCCCCCCGCCCAGCCGAGUUUCCUGGUGAAAAUGUCACAGGCGAAUCAGAGUUGUAUCUGAGUAGGUCUUUUUGGUUUAGUUCUUCUUUUGGGGGCGUGGAAGGGGUAGGGGUAUCCCCCUGUUGUAUGUAAACAAUUUCUAUUUAGUAUUCUCUACUAAUUAAAAUCACCCCCACCGAGGAAGGGGAAGCGCUUCUACAGGGUAUGUAAGAGCCACACAAACACACUUCAUUUUAGGAAGCACUUAGGGAAGCUCCCAAGAAAGCACUGUUAGCAAAAAUGGUUGGGACGCUUGGAUCUCAUAGAUGCAAGUGUAUCAAGAUGUCUGCCCACAAAAUUCACUUGCAUUUAAUGCUUCGGAAUAUGUAUAUUCCAGUAUUCCUUGUAUGACGUAAAUAGUAAUGUCAGACAUUGUUGUCACACUGUACUAAGUAGAAGUCUAGGGCUAGCUUGAAUGAACGUUAACUUUCUCUGUGAAUUUUGACUGCUUACAAUUGCUGGUACCUGGUGGCAUUUAUUUUCCCUCAAGAAAUACCUAGGAACCUUAUGAAGGGAGGGAGGGUAGAUGCUCGGCCACAUUCCUUCCGUUGUGUUAUGUGUGUUCCUUUUUUCUUAUCAAUUUAGAGUUCUUCUCUGGAAAAAAAAAAAGCUCUUUUGUGCCUCUCUCUCUCUCUCUCUCUCUUUUUUUUAAUGUAAAUGUGCAAUUGAACUGGAUUUUCUCUUGUAGAAAAACAUAAAACAAAAAAAAUCACACUACAAUUCCCUUACUUAAGCUCCU
Neomonachus schauinslandi (Hawaiian monk seal) is the source of this 6647-nucleotide messenger RNA. It is a transcript of the gene NSD3, whose product is annotated as nuclear receptor binding SET domain protein 3. Gene Ontology annotation, cellular component: nucleus; chromatin. Gene Ontology annotation, molecular function: histone H3K36 methyltransferase activity. NCBI's taxonomy places the organism in Eukaryota, Metazoa, Chordata, Mammalia, Carnivora, Phocidae. The coding region runs from base 535 to 4851 and encodes 1438 amino acids. Gene Ontology annotation, biological process: regulation of DNA-templated transcription. The transcript is spliced from 24 exons. The record is from RefSeq and is a predicted model, not a curated record.